GGAGGCGGCGGCGGCGGCGGCGAAGGAGGCGGCGGCGGCGGCGGAGGGGGGAAGAUGGCGGCGCCCGUCCUGUUGAGAGUGUCGGUGCCGCGGUGGGAGCGGGUGGCCCGGUAUGCAGUGUGCGCCGCUGGGAUCCUGCUCUCCAUCUACGCCUACCACGUGGAGCGGGAGAAGGAGCGGGACCCCGAGCACCGGGCCCUCUGCGACCUGGGGCCCUGGGUGAAGUGCUCCGCCGCCCUUGCCUCCAGAUGGGGUCGAGGAUUUGGUCUUUUGGGUUCCAUUUUUGGAAAGGAUGGUGUAUUAAACCAGCCAAACAGUGUCUUUGGACUUAUAUUUUAUAUACUACAGUUAUUACUUGGCAUGACAGCAAGCGCAGUUGCAGCUUUAAUCCUCAUGACAUCCUCCAUCGUGUCUGUGGUCGGGUCUCUGUACCUGGCCUACAUUCUGUACUUUGUGCUGAAGGAGUUUUGCAUCAUCUGCGUCAUCACAUAUGUGCUGAACUUCAUUCUUCUUAUCAUCAACUACAAACGACUAGUUUACUUGAAUGAGGCCUGGAAACGGCAGCUGCAGCCUAAGCAGGACUGACAGCCGGACGAACUCUGAACUGACAGUCGGAAAGUCCCCUUUUCCAUUAAGUUUAUUUUGCAGCAGUUUUUUGUUUGUUUGUUUGUUUUUUAAUUCUUUACAACAGACACUUUCCCUAAGAAUCUUAAACUGAUUUUUUAAAAUCCUGUAAAUUAGAAGGGGCCCUAGCUAUUUUCUGUGUCAAUCUUCAUUUUAAAUAUGGCUACAAAAAAAAAAAAAAAGAAAGAAAAAAGGAUAUGCCGAGCCAAUCAAAGACAAGCUUUAACUUUACUUUGAAGAUGUUUCUGAAAUAAUAAAAUGUAGCCCUAGCCCCCUGCCCUUGAUUGUAAAGUGAGCAACCAUUGCUAGUAAUUCUCUAAUGUGUAUAAAUUCAAUUUCAGGUAUAACAAAUGUGAUCAUGACAUGAAAAUAUUUUAGAAUAGAUACUGUAUUAAAUAUUGCCAUGUUUACAAUAUGUAAUAUGUUUUUAGCCGAUGGAUUUAAACAUAUAGAUUCAACUAGAAUCCAUUUAUGUGAUAUUUGUAAAUAAAGGUAGACCUAUUGGAUCCAUCCCUGCAGAACUUACUGUACAGUUUAGUUGAAGUGUAGCAAUGAGGAAUUGUCAGCCCAAUGUUGACUGAAGAAAUAGUGAAAGUAGUAAGUACAGAGCAUCUUGUGAAAAGAACUGACAGCUGUGGGUUCAAUACUGACAGCAAAAAUAAUAGGGUAGUUGGUUCCCUUUCAUCUCCUUCCUCGGAAAGGAAGAAACUAAAUUUGGACACUCAAGUCAAGCUUGCGUCUAGUCAUAAAACUGGAUCGAUUAUAACCUUACAAAAUGUGUCAUGUGACCAGACCUUCACGUCCAAUGCCUUCAGGACACCAAAGAUGGGGAAAUGGCUUAGAUUUCUUUGGCGAAAAGCUGGAAACAUUAAUAUGGCAUUUUUAGGUAAAGUCUCUUACAGUAGCUGAAUUUUCAUGCAGAUAUUUUUCCUUAACAUGGGUGCCAGUCGACCAAACAGUAUGAGGACCUUGAAAUAACCAGUAUAAGCCCAGUUGCUCCAGAGCAGGAUUGCUCUUGGGUAGCUCCGUAGUAUCUCCUGUUUCAUUCUGCACUAAUUGGAUGUCUAGUUUAAUUGCUGUAGAGUCACUAUUAGAUUUGUAAAUUUUAGGGCUGACACGCUGCUCAGCUUGCUCCAUCAGGAGUGGUGCAGGUAGAAAUAUCUGAAGGUGAAGUACUCUAACGGUGUCGCUGCUCUUUCUAGAAAACUACGCAAAUGCCCAGGUUUUAAAGGUGAUGUGAAUAAACCCAAAUGAAAUUGCGACAGUAUGUUUCCAUGGCUAAUACCUUCUAUCAGAAUGUUAAAAGUGCCUUCUGUCUUAAACCUCAAACCAAAUAUUUUGUGUGUUGAACUUGGGCAGAAGUGUCCUUCCUUCCUCUCACCAUGAAGUAGAAAACCUGCAUUAUUCUCUGGAAGGGUUCUGUAUGAUCAUUUUAUUGCUUACACUGAGAAGUAGUAGCAAUGUUUUUGCUUCCAGUUAGAGUCAUCGUUGUGUUCAAGAGAGACCGGGAACUUCUGAGUGCUUCCCAAGCCUUCUUUCUGAAGGGAGGGGACAGGCUCUGCUCUGUAAGCCGUGAUGUGUAGAGUCAGCAGCUUUCAGCAGCGUCCAACUAACUGUCCUAACUGAUGCAAUGUAUUUUUUUGGCCCAAGGCAGGUGUAACAUCUGAACUGUAAUGAACUUUCAACCAGUUUUACCCAGUUUCGUAAAAGUCAAAUUCGGAUUUCCAGGCUUAUGUUUUCCCAUGAAUGUGAAUAGUCCAAUGCCUGUUUUAUUAUGUAUGUACUGUUCUUGUUUCUGUAGUGAAUGAACUACAGAAAGCAUUGGAUUGGAUGUCUGGUGUUGGUGGAGAAACAAGUCCCAACGUGGAAGAACUUGUCCAGUGAGGUCAUCUCGUAGCAGCACUUCCAGUCCUGCCAAGCAGCUUCCGGUUCUUUCUUCUAAGCUAGAGUGGAAAUGGUUAACAGUGAAGACUUCUGGGGUAUAUAUAACACCGGCUGUGCUAAAUAAGUUCCUCAUGUCCCAAUUUAAAAGGGUUUUUCAUCAUAUUUUGUAUCAAUCAGCAGAGUAUAGUUAAAGCUUGUCUUGAUGUUGCAUCCUUGGAAAUGUCUUCAACUCUUAUAGGAUAAAACGUGAAAAACGUUCAGCCAGACCCUUCCAGGUUUUCCUUUGCUUUCCUAAUAAGCCUUGGGGAGAACACCACUGUUUCAGUCAUACAAAAUUUUUUGCCACGUUCCCGUGACCCCGGUAGAAUUUGUACCUUUUUUCUCACUGAGCGAUGAAGGCAUGCUGCCUGAAAUAACAGCACCGUGCUGCUGGUAUCUCAGUAGGCAACAGGACCCCGGGGGAAGAAUUUAGUCUCCCCUCUCCAUCCUGUCUUCUGCCCCAAGAAGGAGAAGACACCGUGCUGUAGAAUUUGAGGACUGUUAUGACUACGUUAGACUCAGUAUUUAAAACACUGCAACAUCACUAGCCACCAACACGGAAGAACAAAGUGGGGGAGGGGGAGACUGGAUGUCUGUUUCAUGCAGUAAUUCCAUGCUUCUUGGUUUGGGGAACGAGUCCCUUAUUUACUUGGCAGUCGUAUCAUUUGAAGAAAUAAGCUGUGGUUAGAUGACAAAUUCUAGGUGGCUUGGUGGAUUUCAUUCGGUUUUUCAUUGCAGCUAGGUGCUUUCCACGAAGGUAAACUGGUGAAUAACUCAGGUUUAACUAGCUGUGUGCCAGGAAUUACUUCUACUUGAUGUAUGUCACCUCUCUUUAAAUCCGUUACUUUUAAAGAUGUUGAAAGCAUUGACUAUUUUCAUACAGAGACAGAGAUCUGUCGUUUGGUACAAGAGAUCUUUGGACCCUACUCGGUAGGAUAUAGGACCAAGACUCCAGUGAAAUUAAAACUAUUUGUUGGCUUUAGUUUGCUUGUAUUUCGUUUAUAAGAUUAUCAGCAAAAGUGCGAAGUCAUCUUCAGCGACUACUUCGUAACUGAGAUUGGAACCACCGCUUGACAUGAGUGAAAGCUGGCAAAUCUUGUCUUGAAAGUUCAUGUUAGACAAAUGCCAACAAGAAAUCCACUUAUCAUUUUUGGUAACCUAUUUGGGAAGGAAUACCUAACAUGCAACCUUUGUCCUCAUGUGUUUUCCCCCAACACGCAAGCAUUGGUGGAACAUUUCUAUUCAGACAUUUUAGGCAGCACUUAUGAUUCCUAAUCUGUGAGAACUCUCCCCUUCGAUAAAACAGGAGGGGCAGGGGUGGGAAUCCAGGCUACUUGGUUUUUUGUUGUUUUUUUUAACAAAUGAGCCCAGAAAAGGUGAAAUGUUUUGUUAUAAAACUGUAUUAAGCAUGGCCUAAGUAUUAGGUGUAUGAUCUGUAUAGUAUGUUCCAUCAGAAAUAUUUAUUACUAGUGCUUUAAGCUCCAGAGCAAACAUUCAUAUAAAGUGGAGUUCACUGGGCAGACUUCCCCCUUUACUAUAGAUUGAAAUAUUCUUUAUCAGAGACUUAGGACCGUUUUGCUAACUGGUAAAAACAAAUGUAAAUAUGUAAGAAUGUUUAUUUGUUGCACAUAACUUUUUUGGUAUAAAAUAAAUGUAGCCGUAAUU
Molecule: messenger RNA, 4212 nt
Organism: Neomonachus schauinslandi (Hawaiian monk seal)
Lineage: Eukaryota; Metazoa; Chordata; Mammalia; Carnivora; Phocidae
Gene: VKORC1L1
Product: vitamin K epoxide reductase complex subunit 1 like 1
Exons: 3
Coding region: 55-585 (176 amino acids)
Biological process (GO): peptidyl-glutamic acid carboxylation; vitamin K metabolic process
Molecular function (GO): vitamin-K-epoxide reductase (warfarin-sensitive) activity
Source: RefSeq, a predicted model, not a curated record